GGCUCUGACCGCGAUGUACGGGCCUUGUGGGAACGGGUGUCCUUGAGCUGCCGGCAGACGACGACGGCGGCUCCACAUUCCCAUGAAUAGACCUCCAGCGGAUGAACUGAUCCAGAGUGAUUCCCUGGGCCAAGGCCUGUAGAUGCGGCGGGGCCUAUAGCUAGACGGAUAGCGGUGACCGGAGCAGUAGGAGUUGUUGGUCGCUGGUCCGGUUUUAAUGCGGGAAUUCCUCGGCAAUGGACAAGGACAGAUGACACCUGCACGGACGCAACCACGCACGGCACCACCACAACCUCCUCCUUCCUCCAACUCCACCCGCGCCCGCGCGCGCGCCUUUCUUUCUUUCCUGCGCGCCGCAGCAGCCAGCAGCUUGCGUUGCUUGCUUGACUAGGAACCUGAUCGAGAUGGCUUGAUCCCUCGGAAGCUAAGCCAUGCACAUGCGGCGCGCGGCGCCGCUUCUCCUGCCGCUGCUGGCGGCGGUGCUGCUGCGAGCGGUCGCCGGAGGCUGCGAGCGGAGCUGCGGCGGCAUGGCGCUGCCGUACCCGUUCGGCUUCUCCAGCGGCUGCACGAUACCGCUCCGCUGCGACGCCGCCACCGGCGCGGCGUGGCUCGGGGGCGCGCGCGAGCUGGGCAUGCGCGUGCGCAACGUCACGGCACGCGCGCUCUUCCUCGAGCUGCUCCCGGACUGCUCCCGCCCGUUCAACGCGUCCGUCAACGCGCUCUUCUCCCACACCUACGCGCCCGCGUCCGGGAACACGCUCGUCGUCAGCUCCUGCCGCCCCGUCGACGCUGCUGCCAGCAUCCAGAACUGCAGCGCCCAGCCGCCGGACCAGUACAUGAACCGAACCUCCUCCCACUGCGCCGCCAACGAGCCCAUCCGCUGCAUCCUGCCACCACCGCGUCCUCCCGCUCCCGGCAACACCAGCGGCGGCGGGGGCCACCGGUUUCUGAGCAAGCGCGAGGUGCUCGGCUCGGGGUGCGCCGGGCUGGUGUCCGCGGUGAGCUACUCGGACGCGCAGGCGCAGGGCCCGUCGCUGCUGCUGGGCAAGCUGGAGCUGGACUGGUGGGUGCCGGGGCGCUGCCGCUGCGCUCACGGCGCCAACUGCACUCAGUUCAUCGCCCCAACCACGGGGGAGCAGGCGUUCCGGUGCAGGUGCCCGGAGGGGCUCGAGGGGGACGGCUUCGUCGACGGCGCCGGUUGCAAAGCAGUUUCCAAGUGCGACUCUUCCAAAUUCUUAUCAGCAGAUUGUGGCAAGAAAGUCCUAGUCGCCCUUGUCAUGGCAGGUGUAAUCUUUGGAGCCUUGGUGAUGGGCCUGACGUGCGUUGUGUGCCACCUGCUCAAGCGCCGGUCCGCGUCCAUCCGCUCGCAGCAAAGCACGAAGCGGCUGCUGUCGGAGGCGGAAUGCACGGUGCCGCUCUACUCGUACCGGGAGAUCGAGCGCGCCACCAGCGGCUUCUCCGAGGACCACCGUCUCGGCACGGGCGCCUACGGCACGGUGUACGCGGGGCGCCUCAGCGACAACCGCCUGGUGGCCGUGAAGCGGAUCAAGCAGCAGCGCGACAACUCCGAUGGGCUGGACAGCGUGAUGAACGAGGUGAAGCUGGUGUCGUCGGUGAGCCACCGCAACCUGGUUCGCCUCCUGGGGUGCUGCAUCGAGCACGGGCAGCAGAUCCUGGUUUACGAGUUCAUGCCCAACGGCACGCUGGCGCAGCACCUGCAGCGGGAGCGCGGCCCCGCCGUGCCGUGGACUGUCCGGCUCCGCAUGGCCGCCGAGACGGCCAAGGCCAUCGCGUACCUGCACUCGGAGGUGCACCCGCCCAUCUACCACCGCGACAUCAAGUCCAGCAACAUCCUGGUCGACCACGAGUACAACUCCAAGGUGGCUGACUUCGGGCUGUCGCGGAUGGGCAUGACCUCCGUCGACUCCUCGCACAUCUCCACGGCGCCGCAGGGCACGCCGGGGUACGUCGACCCGCAGUACCACCAGAACUUCCACCUCUCCGACAAGAGCGACGUGUACAGCUUCGGCGUCGUGCUGGUGGAGAUCAUCACGGCCAUGAAGGUGGUGGACUUCAGCCGGGGCCCCAGCGAGAUCAACCUGGCGCAGCUCGCCGUGGAGAAGAUCGGCAGGGGCUGCGUGGACGACAUCAUCGACCCGUACCUAGACCCGCACCGGGACGCGUGGACCCUCACGUCCAUCCACAAGGUGGCGGAGCUGGCGUUCCGGUGCCUGGCGUUCCAGAGCGAGAUACGGCCGUCGAUGGCCGAGGUCGCCGACGAGCUGGAGCAGAUACAGGUCAGCGGGUGGGCGCCGUCGACGGACGACGCCGCGUUCAUGUCCACGACGUCGUCGCUCUGCUCGUCCGCGCCGUCGCGCGGCACGGACAAGCCGUUGGCGCCGGACAGAAGUAGGAGGGAGGCAGUAGCGUCAUCACCGGUGAAUGCGCUAGUAGCGCAGGAAACGGUGAAGGGUGCCGUGGCUUCUUCUCCGGUGUCCGUGCAGGAGAGGUGGUUCAGCGACAGAAGCUCCCCUUCCUCCAGUAGCUUGCUAGGGAAUAAUAGCUCCCUGCACUGAAUUCAGGCCACGCGCCAUUACAUUGCUCCUCUUCUCAUCGAUCGUAGUUAGCUUAGAGACGUUAGAUUCUCGGUCUCAUCUUUGCCCCGCUCUUAUUUUUCUUCUUCUUUUCUUCGUUGGUUCUACUCCACCCAAUCUGUAAAUGGAACUUGAUGUGGGAGAUCUUCUGUAACGAGAUGAUUAGAAACACUUCAAA
Molecule: messenger RNA, 2772 nt
Organism: Lolium perenne
Lineage: Eukaryota; Viridiplantae; Streptophyta; Magnoliopsida; Poales; Poaceae
Product: wall-associated receptor kinase-like 14
Biological process (GO): protein phosphorylation
Molecular function (GO): ATP binding; protein kinase activity
Source: RefSeq, a predicted model, not a curated record